Nerophis lumbriciformis (worm pipefish) is the source of this 669-nucleotide messenger RNA. NCBI's taxonomy places the organism in Eukaryota, Metazoa, Chordata, Actinopteri, Syngnathiformes, Syngnathidae. The record is from RefSeq and is a predicted model, not a curated record.
AUGAAUCCCGUAGUGGAAGCGUUUGCCUUCUUCCUGGGCUUUCUGGGAUGGUUGAUGGUUGGGGUGGCCCUUCCGAAUCGAUACUGGAGAGUGUCAUCUGUGGACGGUAACGUUAUCACCACGUCCACCAUCUAUGAGAAUCUUUGGAUGUCCUGCGCCACUGACUCGACGGGAGUUCACAACUGCCGCGAUUUUCCUUCUUUACUCGCACUAAGCGGGUACAUCCAAGCCUCUCGAGCACUAAUGAUCGCUUCAAUUGUUUUCGGAACAUUUGGGCUUGUGGGAACUCUGGUUGGAAUGCAGUGCUCCAAAAUCGGUGGAGAAAACUACCUUCUGAAGGGCAGGAUUGCUGCAGUUGGAGGGGUGUUUUUCUUACUUCAGGGUUUGUGCACCAUGAUUGCUGUGUCUUGGUAUGCAGCAAACAUCACACAAGAGUUCUUUGAUCAAUUCUACCCAGGGACAAAGUAUGAGAUCGGAGAAGGUUUGUACAUUGGCUGGUCAUCAGCUAUACUCGCCCUAUGCGGAGGUGGUUGUCUGAUGUGUUCUUGCAGUUUUAAGGAGCCGGGAGAAAAAAGGCCUUAUCCAUACCAGCCAUCCUCCAGGGGACGUGUGCUGUCCACUUCAUCCCGGUCUGCCCCCAGCAACUAUGGAAGAAAUGCCUACGUCUGA